Anguilla rostrata (American eel) is the source of this 5651-nucleotide messenger RNA. Its product is annotated as synergin gamma-like. The transcript is spliced from 13 exons. The record is from RefSeq and is a predicted model, not a curated record. Gene Ontology annotation, cellular component: clathrin coat of trans-Golgi network vesicle. Gene Ontology annotation, molecular function: protein binding. Lineage: Eukaryota; Metazoa; Chordata; Actinopteri; Anguilliformes; Anguillidae. The coding region runs from base 35 to 2560 and encodes 841 amino acids.
CGAUGACGUCUUUUAGCAGCCUUGUUUUGUUAAGAUGGCGCUGCGGCCAGGACCAGGGGGAGCUGGCAGUUUUAUAUAUCCUGUCGGAGGUGGCCUGGGACCUCCACAAGGCCUGAUGCCCGUGCAGGGUCCGCAGCCGCAACAGGGCUUCCCCAUGAUGCAGGUCAUGUCGCCCAACAUGCAGGGAAUGAUGGGAAUCAAUUUUGGGGCCCAGAUGACCCCAGCAGCCAUGCCAAUGCAGGGUGGGCUGACGAUGGGGAUCCAGGCCCCUGGGAUGCAGUUUGUGGGUCAGCCCCAAUUCAUCAGUGUGAGGGCCACCGGCCCGCAGUACACACACAUAGCUGAGGAGCAUCAGAAGCGACUGGAGCAGCAGCAGAAGCUGCUGGAGGAGGACCGCAAGCGGAGGCAGUUUGAGGAGCAGAAACAGAAACUGCGUCUGCUGAGCAGCGUCAAGCCCAAGGCAGGAGAGAAGAGUCGGGACGAUGCACUGGAGGCCAUCAAAGGGAACCUGGACGGCUUCAGCAGAGACGCAAAGCUGCACCCCACGCCAUCCUCGCACCCCAAGAAAGCAGGUGUAGGAGUCUACCCUCAGCAGGACCACAUCCAGCCUCUUAUGCCUGCCUGGCUGUACAAUGACAGCCUGGUCCCAGAACUCUUCAAAAAGGUGCUGGACUUCACUCUGACCCCUGCUGGCAUUGACACAGCCAAGCUGUACCCCAUUCUGAUGUCAUCAGGCCUGCCCAGAGAGGCGCUGGGACAGAUCUGGGCUUCAGCCAAUCGCACCACACCUGGCAAGCUGACCAAGGAGGAGCUCUAUGCUGUGUUGGCCAUGAUUGGUGUAACACAGAGUGGUAUUCCAGCAAUGGGUCUGGAUAUUUUGAGUCAGUUCCCCUCUCCCCCAAUGCCCAACCUGCCUGCCAUGACCGCACCCCCUGUCCUGCCCCAGCACCAACAGCCAAUCAUGUCUCAGACAUCAGUCUCUAUGGCCACGCCCCCUGUCUUGCCCCAGCACCAACAGCCAAUCAUGUCUCAGACAGCAGUCCCCAUGACCACACCCCCUGUCCUGCCUCAGCACCAACUUCCAAUCAUGUCUCAGACUCCCGUCUCCAUGGCCACACCGCCUGUCCUUCCCCAGCAUCAACAGCCAAUCAUGUCUCAGACACCUGUCUCCACACCGACUCCAACACCUGCAGUCAUUGGCAUGAGUUCAAGCACCAGCAUCCAGCCUGCCAACAGCUUUGUCGCCUGUUUCCCACCUCUGCAGGGAACGAAACCAGACGAUGAUGAUUUCCAGGACUUCCAGGAGGCACCCAAGGCUGGGGCCAGCGAGGACCCCUUCACUGACUUCCAAGCAGAACCAGGAAACACAUUCUCCAGCACAGCUCAUCCCCAACAACAGACUAGUGUUACUGCAAUACUGACUCCAGUGUCCAGAUCCUCAUCCCUGGAUAAAUAUGCUGCAUUCAAACAGCUAUCUGUGGAGCAAGCUGCAGAUACCUCCUCCCCUGCCUCAGAUUUUACAGAUAAAUAUAGUGUCUUCAGACAGCUUGAGCAACCUGGAGAUAGAAAGUCAGGUGAAGGAUUUUCAGACUUUAAGUCCGCCAGUACCGAUGAUGGCUUCACAGACUUUAAAACAGCCGAUGCAGUGUCUCCAUCAGACCCUUCGGAUCAAACAAAGACCUUCCACCCCUCAUUCCCUCCCCCUUUUGCCCUCUCUCAGCCUCUGCAUCAACAGCCCCAGAACCCCCCCUCCCGGCCGCGAUGCAGAAACCCUCUCAACAUGGCCGACUUGGACCUCUUUGCCCCCACGGCUCCACCUGCGCCUGCCGCUGACCCCAAAAACCUGCCUUUCCCUUCCACUCCCCAAUCUGCAGAGCCCCGCCCAGAGGGAGCUGUGCCCUUGGGCAAAGCUGGCGAUGAUUUUGGGGAGUUCGCCCUCUUUGGAUCCUCUGCCCCCAACUCCUGCUCGGCUGCAACGCCGGGCUGCACUGUUGGGGUGGGGGGAACGGCUCUCGAUGAGUUUGCCGACUUUCUGGCUUUCAGGAGGCCUGGGGAGAUCUCAGCCGACACUAACCCCGCCCUGAGCGGCUCCAGGAUGGGGGAGGCUCUGCCCCGGCAGCAGCAACAGCAUGUCUCAGACAAAUACAACAUCUUCAAGCAGUUCUCUUUGGAAGGCAGCCUGGGCUACGACACCAAGGAUAGUGGGGGCUGUGCAGCCUCUCUGAAGAGCGACAUUGACGAUUUUGCCGAAUUCCAGUCCUCCAAGUUCUGCACUGCCCUGGGGGCCUCAGAGAAGAGCCUGCUGGACAAAGUCACCUCCUUCAAACAGUCCAAGGAAGACUCCGCCUCCGUCAAGUCCCUGGACCUCCCAUCCACUGGGGGCAGCAGUGCGGGAAAGGAGGACUCGGAAGACACGCUCUCUGUGCAGCUGGACAUGAAGCUGUCAGACAUGAGCGGAGACCUGAAGCACGUGAUGUCUGACAGCUCUCUGGACCUGCCUGCAAUGUCCGCCCACCAGCCCCCCGCCUCAGGUGAGGAACUAGUGCGCUUACUGUGGUGAGACGCAGCUCAGCUACGCACACCUCUGCUCCCAGGCCCUCUCUGCUCCAGGCAACCCUUUGGCCCCUGCCCCAGUGCCCCCCACAGUGCAUAUGUACUGUGGCCACUUUAUCAGCCCAGUAUUUAAAACCAUCAGUUCAGAGCACACUUCAUAGCCUUCCAUGAAACCCAGAAAUACUGUGUGCCCAUCAUUUUGUUUGUGUCUAAUUUUAUUUAUUUAUUUAUUUAUUUAUUUAUUUAUUUAUUUAUUUAUUUAUUUAUUUAUUUAUUAUUUAUGUAUGUAUGUAUGUAUUUAUUUGUUUGUUUGUUACAUUGCCAUUUAUGAAUUGAUCUGUAUUUCCAUGUGUUUUCAGGCUGUUUUAUAAGGAUGGUCCAUAUUGUAUUGGUUGUAGGACUCUGUUUCUGCUGAAUUAGUUGUUGUAGCAGUGUUAAUGUACCCACCAGUGUGAUAAAUCCCUGAAUCCCUGGUACCCCAGACAUGUCUCCUGCAUAAAGCACACUGCCUCUGUCCUGCUCAAAUUUAUUUAACAACCACACUGGCAAUAGGAAAGGACUCUCUCCCUUUUCACUUAUCAUUGCAUCCUUCACGUUAGUCCUUACUUGGCUGCAUACUUGGGUCAGAUCAGUAUUUAAAAUAUAGUCCCCCCUCCACUGUUUGCUGUCUGCUAACAUUAUACAAUCUGUAGCCAGAAACAAUAUGCUACGUGUGUGUAUUUAAUCAAAGGCGAGCACAGCAGUGCUCAUUCAACCCAGUCUCACUGUCAACAGACAGCUCACCACUUUUCAGUCCUUAUAGACAGACAACUCAGAUUAUGGACCUGGUUACAUGAUAGCAGCCCAUAGAAGCAUGGAGAUAUUCUUGGAUACCUCAGGUACAACCUGUUCGGAACCAGUGGGAGGACAACAGAACCCAUAGGAUAUUACAUUCAUAAACUUCUAUGAUGCAUCAAUUAACAUAACAAUAGCGAAAUACAGUAUGUAACUUGGAUAGCUUGCUAGGUAAGAUAAUAUAUCUAAAUAGAAGACAUUCUAUAGUUACAAAUGGAAAAGCUAGACAGGUUAAAUUAAUAAUACUUACUUUCAGGUUUUGGAGGCAUUCACGGAAACUGGGCACUGCUAAUCUCAGUGUUCUCUGAGAGCUGUUUAGGCUCGCCUCAACCUGUGCUAACAAACUGCACCCAUUUCACACAAAAGUGAUACAAUUGUAUGUAGUACUGCAGAGAAAAGGCCUCUCCUAUGUUACAGUGGAAAACAGCAUAACUUCUGUUUGUAGACAGUGCCGUCAUUCGCAUUAUAAUGCAUUAGCUAGUUCACUGCUGUCAUAUCAGCACCAGCGCCAUGUCAUUAUUAAUAAGACAGAAAGAUUCCAUGAUGUAUCAAAACCAGUGAUUUUGCUUAAAUUCAUUGCAUUGUUGAUAGCUGACUUUGAUCCUCAGUGUUUUCAACAGCAAAACCGGCUCAUUCACAGAUCUGACAGCAUAUUUUACAUUUUAGCAGGUGUGCAUUGUGCAUUAGAGUGUAUAAAUGCCUCCAAGAGAUUUAUCAGCAGAGCAGUCAUGAUUUUGACUGGAGGGGGUCUUUAAAGAGUGUUUCACUCAGGUCUGUUAUCGUGUGCUGCUGCUCACCUGGAGAGCACUGAUGGUCAGCAUGUUGAUGCCGAUGGUCCUAAAAAAAUUAAAAUAGGUGGGGCAUUCAUGCACAGCACACCACUGUAUUAUUUUCCAAGUAGAUUAUUGUCCCUAAGAAACUUUAUGUAAGAUAUUUUAGACUGCCAUUACCUCUUUACUAAUAAUCUGAUUCUGUUAUAUGCACAUAGAAGGACUUUAUUUAAUUAAUAAUGCAGCCGAAUAUUAAAAGACGCUGUGAGGUAGUGCAGUGCGUGUACACUUUCAGUCAACAUUCCUGUACUGAAAUGACUGUAUUGGCUGUCAGUCUGAUCGAUCAGACCUUGCCCUUGUGUGCAUGCAGCAGAUGUUAUAGAUAUUCUCUGUUAAAACAGCAUUUCAUUGGGUCAAGUUUGAAUAUUAUUAAAAGACAUUAAAAUAGAAAAGGAGCUUGAGUUAUGUUCGUGUAGCGCAAGAAGUGGCAAAGGUGAAUUUUAUUUAAUCACCUGAUCUUACUUCACAAUUCACCUUACGGAGCAAGGUACAUAUUCCUGAAUACUCAAGACCUCUUCUUAAAAUAUGUGUGCACAUUUAUACACGCUCAUGGGUCUGUUGGCUUCUUGGCUGAGUGAGAUUUGCUUUGAUUUAGGCUUAUAGAUGUCAGAAUAAGCAGUGUUAAUUUCAGUGUGUGUGCAUGUGUUGUAGUGCUGUGUGAGAAACAUUAAUGAUCUGUCUGCAGAAGUUGUUCCACAGACCCAAUCAAGGCUGUUUGUUCUCUGCAUUCCUACUUCAUAUUCAUCAAUGUUUAUUCUUAAAGAGACAGUAUCUCUUUUUGUGGAAUGUUUUUGGCCUAGAAAUCUACAUCAAAGCAAUAUUAGUAUCUGAAUUAUAAUAUUAUUAAUCAUAAUAAUAUUAAUAUUAACAUAAUUAAUACAACAACAAAAAAAACUGUGGGAUCAUACAGCUGGUAUACAUCUGCAUAUCAAUCCACCUUUUUAAAAAAUAUGUACAGUGAGCUCCAUGAUUUUUGGCACAAGGACAAUUAUUUUUGAUUUGGCUCUGUGCUCCACAAUUUAAAAUUUGUAAUCAGCCAAUUCAUGGUUAAUUUGCACAUUCUCAGCUUUUAUGGGUAUUUUUAUACUCUUUGGUUCCACCAUAUAGAAAUCACAGCUUUUUAUACAUACUUUAACGUAUGCAGAAUGUUCAGUAAGAUUCAAAUUGGGUAACUUCAAUCAAAAGCCAAUCAAUUUCCCAGUUUUUGGCUUUCGUUGCUUUAGCAGUAUGUUUGGGAUCAUUGUCUUGCUGUAGGAUGAAGUGCCAUCCAAUGAGUUUUUAAAGGCAUUUUAUUGAACCUGUUUCUGAUCUGUCAGGCAGGUGGUCACAGUGUCAGUUCACUGCGGUCAUCAACUGUAGAGGUCGUUCUUAGCCUACCAGGCCCUUUGCAAUUUCUGAACUCACCAGUGUUCUCUUCUAUUCUCCAAGCAGUUG